UUUAUCGUGCUAAAACUAUUAUAUCCUAUAAGUGACACAUUUUUUUAUUCUAAGGGAAAGAUUUUGCCGGUAUAUGAGACAUCUUUGCGGUAUAAUAAAGCGGUUCAGGUGCGUCAUUUUUCCACUGCGUAAAAGGUGAAGGCGAAGUGUUGCCUUUUCGGGUGUAAGUCAUUUCAGUUUUGUGGUCUUGCGUGUAUACCUGCAGGUCAAGGUGGACCUGUGUGUUUUUUAGACCGGGUUUGAAGGACGGACAGCUGUAUUUACUGACGUAUGUAAAUGAAUAUAGGAGGGGAGGUCCUUGGGGCUAAAAAAAAAACACACUGAAUCAGUUUCACAUUGCAGCUCCGGAGAGUUCCUGCGUGGAAGGAAAAAAAAAACGAGACGUGGCGAAAAAUCUGCCUGGUCUGUCUAACAUCAUAUCGGAGUUGUUCCCAGUUCAUCAGAUCCUCCAACAGCCUCGGCGGUGCAUGAAUCAGAAUCAGAAUUAGAAUUAGAAUCAGAAUCAGAAUCGUGUUUAUUGCCAGGUAUAAAGAGCUCAGCAAACCAUGCAGGAUGAUUUACUGAUGGACAAAAACAAAGCCCAGCCUCACCAUCAGCAAGAUCCCACGCAAGUAGACCCUCCUCUCUCCACCUCCACAUCGGAGCCCACUUCUUCUUCUUCUUCAUCGGAGUCGGAGAGCCCGUCGACCGGGUGCAACCAAGCAGCAGCAGCAGCAGCAGCAGCAGUGCUGAGCAGCAGCAGCAGGAAGGACAAAGUGCCGAUGGAGUCGCCGAUCCUGCCCGGGUUGAGCUUCCACCACCAGCCGCAGCAGCAGCAGGAGACCGGCGGUCCACUCUCCUCGCCGUCCUCCUCCUCUUUUGGGAGCACUUGGUCCACCGGGACGACUACAAACGCCGCCGUGGAUGACAGCUUUUUCCAGGGAAUACCCUCCGUGAACGGCACGAUGCUUUUCCAGAACUUCCCCCACCAUGUCAACCCGGUGUUCGGGGGUAAUUUCUCCCCUCAGAUGGGUCUGGCUCCCCAGCAGCAGCAGCAGCAGCAGUCCCAGCAGCAGCAGCAGCAGCAGCAGAGGCGGUCCCCAGUCAGCCCGAGCCAGGGGCCCUUUCCCCAUCAGAGAAACGCUUAUCAGACCAUCAUGAACAACAGCAGCAAGGUGUCGUCCACUUCUUCUUCUUCUGCCUCAUCGUCCGCUUGGAAUAAUCACCAGAACGCAGCGUGGAGCACUGCUGCAGCCUCCAACCCCUGGAGCGGGCUGCAGGCGGGCAGGGACCCGCGCAGAGCGGUGGGCGUCGGGGUCGGGGUCGGGGUCGGAGUCGGUGUCGGGGUGCCGUCUCCACUGAACCCCAUCUCACCCAUGAAAAAGCCCUACACCAGCAAUGUUAUAGCACCCCCCAAGUUCCCGAGACCUGGUCCCCUCGCACCCAAGCCCUGGAUGGAGGAGAGCGCCUUCAGGACUGACAACAGCAACAACAUACUGCCUUUCCAGGACCGGAAUCGGCCCUUUGAUGCUUUUAGCUUGCACUCUUUGGAGAAUUCCUUAAUGGAUAUGAUAAGGACUGACCAUGACAAAGGUAAACUGCACCCUGCCGGUGGCCCACCAAUGACUAUCGCUGAUAUUAUAUGGAGGAAUCAUUUUGCAGGACGCAUGGGCCUCAACUUUCAUCAUCCUGGAGCAGAGCACAUAAUGCCAUUAAAUACCCGGAGCUAUGGCCGCAGAAGAGGUCGUUCCUGUCUUUUUCCCUUUGAGGAUGGUUUCCUCGACGACGGUCACGGUGACCCCUCCUUGACCCCGGGCCUGAACUCGCCUACCCGCUGUCAGAACGGAGAGAGGAUGGAGCGCUACUCCAGGAAGGUCUUUGUCGGAGGCCUCCCCCCUGACAUAGAUGAAGAUGAAAUCACCAACAGUUUCCGUCGCUACGGGCACCUGGUGGUAGACUGGCCCCACAAAGCUGAGAGCAAAUCCUACUUCCCACCUAAAGGCUACGCCUUCCUGCUCUUCCAGGAAGAGACUUCAGUCCAGGCCUUGAUCGACGCCUGCAUCGAGGAGGACGGGAAGCUCUACCUGUGUGUGUCCAGUCCCACCAUCAAAGACAAACCGGUCCAGAUCCGUCCCUGGAACCUGAGCGACAGCGACUUCGUCAUGGACGGCUCCCAGCCUCUGGACCCCCGCAAAACCAUCUUUGUAGGGGGGGUGCCGCGGCCCCUGCGUGCAGUGGAGCUGGCUAUGAUCAUGGACCGGCUGUACGGAGGUGUUUGCUACGCUGGCAUCGACACCGACCCGGAGCUCAAAUAUCCAAAGGGAGCCGGCCGCGUGGCCUUCUCCAAUCAGCAGAGCUACAUCGCUGCCAUCAGCGCUCGCUUCGUUCAGCUGCAGCACAAUGACAUCGACAAAAGGGUGGAGGUGAAGCCGUACGUCCUGGACGACCAGAUGUGUGAUGAGUGCCAGGGGGCACGCUGCGGGGGGAAGUUCGCCCCCUUCUUCUGUGCCAACGUCACCUGCCUGCAGUACUACUGCGAGUACUGCUGGGCCAGCAUCCACUCGCGAGCCGGCCGAGAGUUUCACAAGCCACUGGUGAAGGAGGGGGGCGACCGCCCUCGACACGUGUCCUUCCGCUGGAGCUGAGGGGGGGUCACGAGUCAGCCCUGCCCCGGUGAACCCACACCCGACCCCUAAAAAAACCCUACCGCGCCCCCUCCCACCCUACAGGCCGGGACAGCGCUGGAAACCCCCCCACAGCCCCACCGACUACUCCACCCUGCCCCCCACAAACACCUCAUGAAAAAAGCAAACCGUCAAACACACGGGACUUUCUUCAUCCCACACGGCUCUGAACUCUACGGUUCCCCUCUGAUGAAGCAUUGUGGGGAAAUGAAAUGCGAAAGUCUAUCAGCUUAGAAUUUGCACUUUGGCACAAAAUCUCACUAAACAAACACACACAGGAUGGCAUGUUCGACACUUUCAGUUGUGUUGACUGGGUGGUGUGGUACGUCCUGUUGGACCCCUCCUUACUGAGACAGAGGUGGGACCAUACAAAUAUUUAAAAAAGUAUAUAUUUUUUUGUUUUGUACCUAUCUAUACAUAUAGAUAAUUUAAAUUUUAUGUAAAAGGAGCAUGCACUUAUUUUCAAAAGCUGUAGUUAUAUUGCCCCUACUAAAAAAAAACAAUAAUUACCAAAGGCAAAUUAAUGCAUACAGAAAAAGGUGGCAUAAGAUGUAGCAACUUAACAGCUAUCCAGUAGUGUGGGCCCGUAUCGCCCCGGAAUAAAAAUAACACGGCUCUCAAUUUUGACUCUGGAAAUAUUAAUACCUCAUACGUGCAAUCAGAUUAGUUUGCUUUUGAUUUCUAGGUCUUUAUUUUUAUAAUAACAUUAUUUUUUAGUGUUAUGUAAAUGUAAUGCUGCAAUAGCUUUGCUGCUAAAUCCAUGGUAUAAACAGAUACCAUAUUAUUCAGGCUAGGGUGUAAAAUAAUAACCGAUCAAGAGAAGCACCCGGUGUCGUAGAAUGACGAGCUAUCACAGGGGGGGAGGGGGCGCCCCUAGACGACGAUGGCUACCUUUUGUGGGGGUCGGGGUGGGUCGCCCCUAACUGCAUGUUUAUUUCAAUCAGGUUGCUGCAUGCAAUAGACUUUUCAGUAUCAUGUCUACUAUUCGAUUCUGCCCAUGUUUGCACAACACACUAUAGACGUACGUUCGACUCGCACGAAACUGGACAGAAACAGGGAGGGCUGGUCACGGCGGCUCCACGUCGUCGGUCGGGCUGACGAGGCCACGCCACGGGGCGGCCAGAGCAGACGGUUCCUGCACAAACGGGCAGCGAACACAUCAAACCUUAAUAAUCACAAAUUAAAUGUAGGAUUACCAUUUAAAAACUGUCUAUGAUAGGUGAAGUACUUUUUUGCAGUGAUUGUUGAUAUAAUUGUGCAAUUUUUUAUACCGUAUGUAGUUAGGUCUGAGUAUGCCUAGAACUGUGAUUCGCUUUAAAUGUCGUCAAUGUCCGACAUAGAAGUCCUGUGAAACUUCAUAACUAGUGUAUGCACACGUAUAUAUGUUCUCUUGUACACACACACUUGCACCAGUAUACACAGAAGCCUCUCGACACACACAUAAACACACACACACACACACACACACACACACACACACAUGGACGGCUGUCUUUCAUACGCACACAAACAGGCCUACAAACACACAGAGUCUGAUCUGAAGAGACAACAAUGUGAGCUUAAACUCUUUAAUUUGUUCCACCGUUUGACGAAAGCGCACGUUUUACGUCUCAGAACGCAACCAAAGAGCUCACGUGUUCGACUUUUAACCACCUUAACACGCAGAGCGAACGGGCCACCUGCAGCUCGCGCGGCCUCCCGCAGAGAGGAGCUGGAGGUGCAGUCGGUUAAAUGAGGAAAAUUUUAGGAGGAAGAAUCGGGGUGGGUGGGAUGAAAUGAAGCUACUGGAGACUUGAGGUUGAUAAACUGAGCUCUGCACAUGCUCUCACUACAUGGCUGGGGCGGGUGGGAACGGGGGAAACGACAUCGCCAGAUGUGCAAGCUGGGGUUAUUUAUCCAGAUUUUUUUUUCCUGCAAAGCUUGAAGUAAUGGACCUGCUAAAAAAAUGGUGGACAUAUAUAUCUUAUCAAAAAAGGUUAUGGUGCGCAGUUCAAAUAGGAUUGGGUGGGUGGGUAGAAACAAGUAUUGGCUGCUGAAGACAGGGCGGCUAGGGGGUUGGGGUGGGGGGGCCAAGUUACACUGGUUUUAGCAGUUUUGUGGACAAUCCGAACGGGGUCCUACAUCAUUGCAAGUUAAUGUGUGUCGUCCCCUUAUUAUUUCUUUUUGUCCGUGAGUUGUGAUUGUCCCGUGCUGGCGCCCCGCAGUCCCUUUCCUCUUUCUCGUUUUAGUCGCAAACUGUUUUAUUUUGCUUUAAAAUAGAUGUUUUUGUUGUCCAAGAAAAAACUAAUUGAAACUAAGCUGAAGAUUUUUUACUGAUAGAAAACAAAAAGACUUAAAAAAGAAGAAGAAGAAGAAGAGGCUAACCAUGAGUAAUAAUAAGUAUCCCUAUGAAAGUGAAUUCUGGGUGUUUUUGUGACAUUUCUUUCCCCACCCAGACAGGUUUUCUAUGUUUGUUCCUUCUCUAUGAUAGAUAUUUGUUAUGCACUACUCUUUGUAUCUGAACAGUUUUCGACGGUCAGCAGUUCUUUUUGUUAAAAGACAAAAAAAACAAAGGCGACAAAGCGUGCUUUCUGACUGACAAGAUCUUUUGCAAUACCUCAAUUUUGAAAUAUAUUAGGAGAGAAACUGAUAUUUUCUAAGUAAGUUUAUUCAGAUGAAAAAAAUAUAUAUUAAUUUAAUUCUUCAAGAGAAAUGAUUUAACAGAUGGUUGAUUUUUUUAUUUUUAUCAUGCUUAUUUGCUUUUAUUUUAAGAAUUUAUUUUUUUGAAAAAACGACGACAACUGAAGGAGCUAGAGCUUUAUAACUAAUAUAAUGACGUAGUUAGCGAGAGUACGGUCUGCUUUAUUACAGUGGACGUUAGCGUUCCCACUGGUUAAAUUGGUCGAAACAACAGAGAAGAGCUCUUUAGGAAAAACUAUCUGGUGCUCAGAGAGAAAACUGAACAUAUUUCCCACGUUUUUGUAUAUUUAUAAUCAAUCAUUUACUAUGCUGACCAGAGUUGUGAAAGAGAUCUUCUGUUCAUUAUUUUUUUUAAGAGAAGUUUUUUAUGUUUCCUAAAAGUAUGUGCUCCCUUUUUGUUUUUGUAAAAACGCAACGUGACCCUGAUUUGUUAGCCUGACGUCGUCGGGAGAAAAAUAAAAACUUGUGAGAGUCGCUGAACAGCUGGAGGUAUAGAGAGACGAGAAUGUUAUUUUUAACACAAAACAGACACACGUGUGUUUUCACCUGUAACUUGAUCGAAAGCCCCACAAGGUGCAUCAAUUGACUGGUGGCCUUCUAUUAACGCAAGACUUGAAUUAGUCCCAUUUUUUAAGGCUUAAGAACCUUGAUUCUUUGUUGUAAUGUGCAAUACUGUUUGUACUGUUUGUAGAAAAGAAGAAAACAAGAAAAAAGAGGCAUAAAUCUUUAUUGCAGAAUUAUUUUCAUUGCAAGCAUUGUGAUUCACUAAAAUCAUUUUCUACUGUGUAUUUACCUACUCUACCUGCUAGUACCUUCCAGUAGUAAUGUAGCCUUUGUACUGAGAAAUUUUCAUUAUUUUUAGAAAGUUUUGCUAAAAAAGAAAAGAACUUAAACAUAUUUACAUUUUUAUUUUUUUCUUUACAGACUUAUUUCUCAACCAUUAAUAGUUAUUUCUGGGGGAGACUUUCAUAUCUGGUCAAUGUCAUUAAUAUUAUUUUGUAUUUUUACUUGGAAUAAAUUAAUUUUAUGAUGCUAAUUCUUUUUAAAAGUUUAUUUUUUUUUUUGGUUUGUUCACUUUUUUCAUUUUUUGAAGCUGAAAAAAAAAAAACCUUUGUAAUAUUGUUACUAAAGUGUCUCGAUUCUUGAAAAUGCUAAGCUUUAUGUGUUAACUCGCUGAUGUUGCUUACAUUAGUGUGAAAAAUGAUCUACGGAGAAAAAAAAAAUAACUAUUCACAAACAGCAGAUUGGUGGUUGGUGAUGUUUAAGUGAUUCGCAAUGUAAACAAAUGAAUGGGCAAUAAAAUAAAAAUGGCAGAAUGGAGCAUACAUGCAGUAUGUUGUGAUGUAAUUGUGGAAGAUGGACAACACCACUGACCAUUUACAUUGCUUCUGCUACUCCAAUACUCCAAUACUACUACUACUACUAUUACCACUAACUCUACAAUAACUCAUCCUCACUUUGUGCAGUGGAGAGCAACAUUUCCUCACAUGUGAAAUAUUCAACAGCCAUGUCACAUCCUCCUCUUUGUAGUAGGUUUGGUUCCUGCAGAGUGCACCAGUGUGAUUGUAUUUAAGUAUGAAUGUAAAUGUAGAGAUUCACUGUGUAAUAUGCAAAGUUUGGGAAGAGCAUGUAUAACUGUAGAAUCGUAAUUAAUCAUAGGAGAAAAUGGUCUUAAGUGUUUUUUGUUUUUUUUUCUUCCCCAAUUUUUGAUUUCUGUGCUAUAUUUUUUUCCUACAUUUCACCCUCCUGGUUUGCCUUAAAAAGAAUAGUUUGAUAUUUUUGGGACAUAUUCUCAUUUUGCCUUAUUGCCAAGAGUUAGACGAGAGGAUUGACACCACUGUCAACAUGUCUGUUCAAUAUAUACAGCCAGUAGACUGUUAGCUUAGGUGACAAAAUCAGUCUACCAGCACCAAAAUAAGAAGUUGUAUCUUGUUCAUUUUAAUCUAAUUAAAAACUGCAGUGUAAAAGCGACACAUUGCAUUGUUGGGGAGGUUAUGUGCCGGACUAUUUCUUGGCCGGGAGCAGUGACUUCCUGAAAUUUUGUCCUUCACAUAACCCAAUGUGUCGUUUUUACACUUUGGUUUUAUGAAUUUUAAGUUAUAAUGUGUGAAUUAGUGAGCUUUAGAGGUUGCUGGUAGAUUAUAGUAACCUUUUAACAGAGCCAGGCUGGCGGUUUCCAGUGUUUGUGCUAAGCUAAGUUAACCGGCCUUAGGCUCAAGCUUCAUAUUUACUGCACAGACAUGAGUGGUAUUGUUAUUUUCAUUUAACUCUCAGUAAGGCAGCGAAUAAGCGUAUUUCCCAAACAGUUUCUUUAAUUUAGACUGAAGUGUUUUGGACGUCCCUUUCUGUCUUCAUCCAAAAAGAGACUUCAGUGCUCAUGUGAGAAUGUUAUUUCUGGCUGGCCUUUUCUACCAGUUUAUACAGCUGAUGCUAAUACCAACCCCCACCUCAUGUCUUCUAACUAGUCCCACGUUUCUCUCUCUCUCUCUCUCUCCCAGGGCUCUGUAUUAUUCACCACCAUACCACCAAGUAUUUAUCCAUCUCCUGGCCUUUUUGUUUUUUUAGUUUCUCUUUCACUUAAAACAAUUUAUACCUGAACUAUAACACAAAAGUGUAUGUGCAAAUGAAAAAGAUCGUGAUGUGGAUGAUGGCAAACCAUUUUAUAUAUUCCUCUCUAUAGAUAUACGUAUGUAUUUCAUGUAACUAGACUUGGGUAGUACGCUGUAUAUUCACUUCUGCUUCAUGGGCGUUCUCUGGGUAGGUUAACACUGUCGGUCUCGUCAUGUUGUGAUCUCAAAAAUAGAUGAAAAAAAAAGUUUGGUAAUGUGCUUUUUUUUCACAAACAUCCCACUUCUUUUAAAAAUGUACAUUUUUUUUUUAUUAUUAUUUUUAAGGCAUAUGUGCUUUUAUUUUGUAGGUUUUUAUUUCCUGACUUGAACACUGGUUCUAUCUUGGCGAGGCUUUUGAGAUUGUUGACUUGGUCUGAACUUUUUGCAGUAUAACUGUGAUUUGAAAACAUGGAGCUCGAUGCUGCUAAUGCUUACUACUGCUUCAGAGUUUGUAGUUCCCACCUUAAUUUUUCCUUUUUCUGUACUAAUAAGCAAAUCUUAUUAAACGUAGUUGUAUGACGCUG
Messenger RNA from Sebastes umbrosus (honeycomb rockfish), 8475 nucleotides. It is a transcript of the gene cpeb3, whose product is annotated as cytoplasmic polyadenylation element binding protein 3. The transcript has 12 exons. Gene Ontology annotation, biological process: negative regulation of cytoplasmic translation. Gene Ontology annotation, molecular function: ribosome binding; translation factor activity, RNA binding; mRNA 3'-UTR binding. The coding region runs from base 546 to 2624 and encodes 692 amino acids. Gene Ontology annotation, cellular component: neuron projection; nucleus; synapse. NCBI's taxonomy places the organism in Eukaryota, Metazoa, Chordata, Actinopteri, Perciformes, Sebastidae. The record is from RefSeq and is a predicted model, not a curated record.